Molecule: messenger RNA, 1259 nt
Organism: Anas platyrhynchos (mallard)
Lineage: Eukaryota; Metazoa; Chordata; Aves; Anseriformes; Anatidae
Gene: LSMEM2
Product: leucine rich single-pass membrane protein 2
Source: RefSeq, a predicted model, not a curated record
GGGGGGGAGCUGGUUUUCCCUCUGCCGUGCUGGCUCCACGCUGCCUGCAGCCUUGAUGCAGCCGCCAGGCCCCCCUCCCCAGGGCUAUUUUUAGCCCCCCAAACACAUUUCGUGCCGUCCUAUUUUAAGCAGAGCAGUUGGCGCACCAGGAGCCCGCUGCCCGGCUCCCGGGGGCCCCAGACCGCCUCGCUGGCCCAGGGGAGCGGGGCAGGGGAGCCAUGCCCAGGGAGGCUGCCGAAGACGGCGCGAGCAGGGCGGAGGGCGCCGCGCCGCCAGAGCCCGCCGACCCCGAGGGGGCUGAUCCCGGAGCCAUCAGCCUGCGCCCCGUGGAGUCCAUCAGCGACCUGCACUGGGCCUCGGCCGGGCACAAGGGCAGCGAAGGGAACGGCCCGGCUCCAUCCAGCGCCCAGCCGCACCGCCUGCCCCACAGCCCCCCACGCCUGCCCACGCUGCGCCCCGUGCCGCCCAGCACCACCUGCCCUUGCCCCGGCCGCCCCCUCUUCCUCGCCCUGCUGGGCCUCCUGGCACUGGCCAGCCUGGUCCUGGCCACGAUGGCCAUCUACCUGAGCGUGCUGCAGAGCCAGUCGGUGCAGGCGCUGGCCCAGUGGCUGGAGAGCCAGGAGGACACCAUGCGUCAGCUGCGGGCCACCAGCAGGCAGCUCUGGGCUCGCCUCAACGCCAGCGCUGAGCGCCGCUGAGCCGCCCCAACAGAGGAGGAGCCCCAACAUUUAUCGCCCCCGUCCCGCUCCUCCCUGGCAGCGUCACCCCCAGGGCACACGGGGGCCAGCCUGCCCCUGCCGUGCGCCGUCGGGGAAAGGGAAGGGCCUGCAAGGACGGGCACCUGCCCCGGCCCUUCCUCCGCCAGGCACAGAAGGCGCCCUGCCAUCAGUGACCUCCUCUAAUCAAGUCUUAGAAAAUUGCCACCGUAACCACAUUCCCGGGGUGGCCGGUGCUGACGGCAGGCACGGCCCCAGCCCAGCCCAGCCCCAGCAGUGCCUGGGGAGCGGCACCAGCCCGACCCCGGGAGGCACAGGCGGCACUGGGGUCCCCGUGCCACCCACCCGGCACUUGUGUCCCACAAAAGGACUCUGCCACGUAGAGCAGCUGGCAUGACAAGGGGCCGGAGCGGUUUGCCAGCCCCGGCAUGGAGGAGGCACGCAGCAGCACACCACCAGCUCCCCGCCUCGGCUCUCCUUUUAUCCUUUCUUUGGUUAAAUAAAAUAAAGGAAGGGGCAGCCCCCUGUGGGCUGCAGAUCUCC